Molecule: messenger RNA, 2042 nt
Organism: Phlebotomus papatasi
Lineage: Eukaryota; Metazoa; Arthropoda; Insecta; Diptera; Psychodidae
Exons: 2
Coding region: 222-1466 (414 amino acids)
Source: RefSeq, a predicted model, not a curated record
GUACAUAACCUCAAAAAGGGAAAGCCAAACAAAUCAGUGUAAAUGUAAACAUUGCACAAUUUGUAAAGGAAUCUCAGAAAGUUUACCAUAAAAUUGAGUGAAAAGUUGUGCAUUUUUUGGUAUUACUCCAAAUUUUAAUGAUUCAUUAGAAAUUUGACAAAGGAGAUAGAGUAUUUUACAAGUUUAAACCGAGACAACAAUAACCUUCUGGUGAGCCAAAGAUGCGGCCAGAAUUGGAGUGUUUUAAUCUCAAGCACAGAGUAUUCCUCGUGAAAAACUACUAUCAAUACAUGGGGGACUACUUGUGUGUGAAGACCAAGUACGAGGAUCAAUAUAAAGAUAGCAUUGAAUUUCCCUCCUUCUCAUAUGACAUUCUGAUGGAGAUCAUAAGUCUCUUUGAGCGAACUGGAAGCGUUAUGAAAACACAGGAGAGACUUCCCACCGCCACAGACAGUGGAAGUAAACCUAUCGAGCGAAUCUUCGUGAAGCAAGAGGAUGAACUCCAUGUUAUUGAAGAGCAAGACACCUUGAGGAUCGCAUCGACAAAUAAUGUUCAAACGGAAAAGGUCAAAGAUGCCACAGAGGAUGCCAUGCUGUCGGAUGCAGAAAAUCCUUUUUCAGAAGAUGAAGACUCUAAUUCUAUGAAAACUAACCAGUCCGGAAAACAUUCUUGCACUUUAUGCAAAGAAUCAUUCAGUGAAUUUUCGGAUUUGAAGAAGCAUCAAAUAAAAAUGCAUGCAAUUGAAAAUGAAACAUCGGUUAAAGUACAAGAUGAUGAAAAGGGAAAGGAAAGGAGAAAAGCAACUCAGAUAACACGUCCACUUUCGAAAGAUUCCUGUACUAAAGAAACAUCGAUGGAUUCCGCUUCGGCACUCCAAAAUACUUCGAUCUCCGAUCUGGGAUUUCUACAGCUAGACCAGUCAGAUGAUACCCACCAUUCCUUGAUAGGAAGUGCAGUAACAGUUUCCCUUGAUCCCUACUAUGACAGAAAAUUCAAUGAGAUCACUAGAAAAUUGGAUCAAUUGCUGAAAUUGCAAAAAGGCAAUGUGGACCUCACAGGCAAUGAUUCUGGUGUUGAUUUAAACAUCACUUUUCCUGUUAGAACAAAGGAAGAGCUUGUUAUCAUCAACAAGAAUUUGGCCGAAGAUGAAUACAGAGCGAGUUUUGUGAGAGAACUCAGCAAAGUAAAUGGAGUUUCUGGCACCUGUGAUGGCAAUAAAGCCGCCUAUAGGCUAUGCGAUUAUAUUUUUAACCCCUAUCUUUUAAGUCUUUACAACUGGACAGGAUCGUCCAAGUCUGGAAUUGCUAAAGAAUGUUUCAAUCAAUACACAAAUUUAAUCGAUGUCUUUGGGCAGAUUAUAAUGCUAGCAGAUAACAGAUAUUCAAUAGCUGAAAAUGAGAAAUUUUUCAAAGAUAAAAUUCUGAAAUACAGUGUAAUGAGGUCCAAGAGAAAAAGGUUGCAUUAAUGGAGCAUUUUUAUAGUUAUAAGUAUUAUUGAGCCUCAAUCUCUCUUUUUUUAUUAAGUAAUUCAACUUAAAAAGCUAUGGUAAAGUAAAUAUUAAAGAAACUUAAAUUUUAAUUUGGAUUGAUCAAUUUUUGUUCUGUAAUUUGUCAUAAAAAACAUAAAUGACGAUCCUUAAAAUUUUAUAUAAAUCGAAUUCUAACUAAAGUAGUUCAAUAUCCAAAUUAAAGAAGUAAGGGAAAGCUCCGUUGCCUUCGGACGACUCAAGCUUCGACCAAUUUAAUUUGGUUUUUUUUUUAAUGAAUUUGACCUGUUUAUUAUAUUUAAACAUCUAGUCUUCUAGUCAAAAGCCUCAAGUCUUCUGAAAAGAACCGUGGAUAAAAUUCAUUAAGAGCAUAGAAAAAAAAUUGAGUUGUCCAAAGUUUGAGUCGUCCGAAGGUAGCGCACUUUCCACUGUAGAUCUAUUUUCUAAAAAAAUGGUUGCAAUAUAGGAUUUGUAAGUAAUUUACGCGGUUAAGUUCAAUCAAUGUAAUGUUAAUUUUACAUAUUAUUAAUAAAAAUAUAAAUUGAGAAAUUAAAA